Molecule: messenger RNA, 698 nt
Organism: Hyaloscypha bicolor E
Lineage: Eukaryota; Fungi; Ascomycota; Leotiomycetes; Helotiales; Hyaloscyphaceae
Exons: 1
Coding region: 4-513 (169 amino acids)
Source: RefSeq, a predicted model, not a curated record
GCCAUGCGUUUGUUGAACACCUCAGCCCUCGCUCUCCAUGAUUCCAUGGACGACAACAUACCCAGCUAUGCAAUCCUCUCACAUCACUGGGAAGACCGAGGGGUUAUCUUCCGAGAUUUGCAAACAGGAAGAGGUCCUGGAAUGGCGGGAUACUCGAAGAUCACAGGGCGCUGUGCUCACGCAGCUUUGGAUGGUUUUGAAUACGCCUGGAUCGACUCUUACGGUAUCGACAAAACGAGUAGUUCUGAGCUUUCAGAGGCUAUCCGCUUUAUGUACAAAUGGUACCGGGACGCGCAGGUCUGCUAUGCUUAUUUGAGUGAUGUGCAUGGCGGGAGGAUCGGAGAAGACCAUGUGCGAGAAGACCCGUAUUUCGGAGCCAGUAAAUGGUUCACCAGAGGCUGGACACUUCAGGAGCUUCUUACCCCACGAUCCGUUGUGUUCUUGAUAGAGAUUGGGCGGAUAUUGGAACAAGUUCUAGCAUGGAAAGCCUUGUGUCCUCUAUCACGGGAGUAAAAGACUUAAACGAGUUUGAAAACGCAUGUAUCGCGCAGAAGAUGUCAUGGGCUUCGCGAAGACAAACGACUCGGAUCGAGCAUCAAGCGUACUGCUUGAUGGAUCCAUUUGGGGUGAACAUGCCACCUAUACGGGGAAGGUAGCAAAGCGUUUUAUCGGUUGCAACUGAAAAUUUUGAAAGAGUC